AUGUCCGCAUCCACGCCGGAUAUAUGUGGCAUCGACGUGCAGGAGCUUUAUCUCCAUGAUCCAGGCAAUAAACAGGAGCCAGUUGGGUAUGUCCUGUGCUCGGAAAUGGGCAACACAUGCAUGAAAAACGCGUGCAGCUGUCGAAGUGCUGCAUUUGCCGAAGUGAAUGGCAAGACAAAAUAUUUUGGAGUUUGUGUAGUGCUGAACAAAGGGCAAGAUUGUGCCACAAGUGGAGACGAUUACCUCACGUGUGCAGUCAGCUCACAGUCUUCUGAUACCCCUCAACCAGAAUCACAAAAUGAAGCGACAAGUGGUACAACUACCAAAGCGACGAUAGAAAGUAAUCCGACACCUGGUGCAGAUAUCAGUGAAAGUAGUGCUAGUGGUGACAUGGCUAUAUCGAACACCGCUACGUCCGCAGCGUCGAUGAGCACGACCGUAAUGGUAGUUAUCAUCGUCGUCGCUGUUCUAAUUGUGUCACUGAUCUCAUGGUUUGUACGUUCCUACUGCACGCGUCGCUCAUCAACAGACAGAAAGCUUGCCUCAAGACGAGAUCGUAGUAAUCAAAACACUAGCUUUGACGCGACCUCGCCGACUUAUAUGACGGGUAGAUCAUCAGCCACGCCGUCGUUCCCAGCAUUCGAUCCACGGACACGCGGGGCGCAGUCGAAUACAUCUGGCAGUCACGGAGGGCGUGGUGGGCGAAACACACCACGAGCACACGAAACUGUAUCUAGCCGCGGCCGGAAAAAUCAAGACAUUGACGCUCAAUUUGCUCCAGGUGGAAUCCGAGAUGUCCCUAACGAGCCGCAGUCUGGUCGGCGUAAUUUAGAUGCUAACGUACCCUUUCCACCGCUUGGCCAACGACGCGAGCCAAGUUCUGGUCGUGGCGGACGAAAUCCAGACACAGAUGCUUCAUUUCCUCCACUUGGCCCACGCCGCGAACCGAUUUCAGGUCGAGGCAGGCAUAACCCUAGGCUUGACGAUCAGCUUGCUACAGACAUGUUUCGAGGUGCGCAGAGGGAGCCAACCUCGGGACGAUCCCGGCCUGCUUCAAAUAAAGGAGUGGACUCUUCGGGUGGCACAGUAUACGCUGGUCCCAAUACAUUUGAAAGAGCUGCGCAAUUUGCACAAUUAGCAGCUUUUGAGGCCCCUCCUCCGCAUAGACCUCAUAGACCGAUAAAAGCGGUGCCGAUGGCAAAUCCAGUUACAAAGAGUGCUAGAAUACCACCAUCCUCUCAUCCGGUAGAAAACCACCCGAAUUACCACAUUCCUGACGACUCUUCACCCACAGAUUAUGAUAUUUUGUCCCCAAAGACAGCCAGAUCGCUUGCUCCGUCCAUCGCAUCUUCAGCGGCGACUGUUGUUGCAGCCGGACGCAAUCGACCCACCCCUCUUCAACAGAAUCGACGACCGCAGUAUCAAAAAAAUCCACCUUCGUAUUAUCAAUCCGGUAAAAGCCGCGAUGGCAACAAAUAUGCCGAAACGAUGGGGUUGACCGAUAGCACUUUCGACGAUAGCAAAUACGAAGAAAGUGAUUAUGGCGAUAGUCGAUUCGAGGAGAGUGCCUAUGAGAAAAAGUAUAAGGCAACAAGUAAUUACGAGGACUCAUUUGUUAGUGAGGUUAGCUCAAUGGCAUGGUCGAAUGCCUCAGGCCUAAGCGAAGAUGGUUACUACCAUGCAGUGCCGAGCAGUAUGGCUCGCAUCCCCGUCAUAGAGGCACCCCAAGAUGAUGAUGACACGUACAGUACUGAUGGCUAUUCUGACUGGGGCCAACAAUCCGCCAAUGUGUUUAGCAGUACAGCAGGAUCAGACGCAUCGUUUUUUGCAGCAUCAGACGCGUCCUUCUUUUCAGUGAAGUCAGAUUUCAACGAGUCUAAAAGUGAUAUGAAGGAGCGCGAGUUCUAG
Molecule: messenger RNA, 1908 nt
Organism: Plasmopara halstedii
Lineage: Eukaryota; Oomycota; Peronosporomycetes; Peronosporales; Peronosporaceae
Exons: 1
Coding region: 1-1908 (635 amino acids)
Source: RefSeq, a predicted model, not a curated record